UCAGUCUCACUCCCACCGCCUCCAAACCCUGAUUGAUGACUUUGCAUUCACUUCUGUGUAAUUGCUGCUAGCAGUUGGUGUCCUCUGAUACCUGCUCAGGAGCUGGGCUUUCUCUCUAAGUGAAGAUGCCCAUGGUGUUCCUGUGAAGCUAAGGUAUGGCUGCUGGAAGAUUGCUACUUUAUGCUGGCCUCUCUUUAGCGUUGUGUGCUCUAGGCAUGCUAGCUGUGGCCAUCUGCUCUGACCACUGGUAUGAAACAGAUGCCAGGAAACAUCGGGAACGGUGCAAAACCUUCACAACGCGGCGGAAUGACCCUGGCUUCAUUUAUAAUUCUAACAAUAACCUGCCCCUCCGUGCCAGCAGAUCAAAGCUGGACCAUUGGGAAGGAAAACUUCUCUUGGCAAGAAACAAGAGGCAACUCUUUGCCAUGAGUGCUGUUGAUGAGUGCAACAGACAGUACAACUCUACUAACAUGGGACUAUGGAGGAAGUGCCAUCGGCUGGGAUUUGACCAGGAAGUGGAGGAACUCAUUGCUAAAGGAGCCAUUGACCAAUGUUCAUACAUCAAGUACCACUACUCCUCAGCAACAAUUCCCAAGAAUCUAACCUACAACAUUACUAAGACCAUCCGUCAAGAUGAAUGGCAUGCUUUACACUUGCGCCGAAUGACAGCUGGUUUUAUGGGCAUGGCGGUGGCCAUCAUCCUGUUUGGAUGGAUUAUCGGGGUGCUGGGCUGCUGCUGGGAUCGAGGCCUUAUGCAGUAUGUGGCAGGACUUCUCUUCCUCAUGGGAGGAACCUUCUGCAUAAUUUCACUGUGCACAUGCGUAGCUGGAAUCAACUUUGAGCUCUCCCGAUACCCCCGGUACCUGUACGGACUUCCGGAUGACAUCAGUCAUGGCUACGGCUGGUCCAUGUUUUGCGCAUGGGGAGGCCUAGGUCUCACUUUGAUCUCUGGCUUCUUCUGUACCUUGGCCCCUUCUGUUCAACCUGUCCCCAGGACCAAUUGCCCGAAAUCGAGACCUGAGAAUGGGACAGUGUGCUAAAACAAGUACAAACAAGCCUAUAAGUAUACAUAUUAUACAUAUAUAAAUAUAAAUUAAUAUACAUAAACAUAUAUUAUAUAUAGAUCUCAAACAGUUGCCAGUGCCAUGGUAGAGUGGAGUCCAAGAGGGCUCGUACAUCUCCUCUACAGACUUUUUAUUGCUCUUGUUGUUUUUCCUGGAGAAAGGAAUAGCUUUUCUGCAACAUUGCUCUUCCAUUCAGCUCCUAAAAAUCUUCAGCAUCCCACUUCAAACAUCAAAUGAACGUAUCGUUGCAUCUGCUACUGCCAGUUGGGUGUGAUGUGAUAGGGAGGGGGAAAGGGCAUCUUGGUGUAUGUGGUACUUUUACAAGGAGUAAAAGCAAACAAAAAAAUAAAACCUUGUAUUGGGGAAAUAUAAACAGUAAAUAAAUGAACCUCUUUAGUUACCUCUCUAAAAUCUAACCUGCUGAAGGCCACCUUCAGAAUCCCUCUGCUCGCACAUGCUAUUUAAACAAAGAACCUUGCCUGUUCCAUCAAAGAGAAGCAGAAGAUUAAGGCAGGGUUCCCUUUCUUUGCUAAACUUAAAACAAACAAACAAACAGCCAAGAUUAUUACAGAACAAAGCUGCAAAUGAGGACACUUGCGUGGAUGCUUUAGUAAUGCUGCUUUCAACUUCCUUCUGCCUUACAGACAGGCUGACUGAGGAGGCUGGACUGCUGGCAGAAAUGCAGGAGAAAGCCUCUUGCUGAAAUGCUGUGAUACAUAGGUGUGUAACU
Messenger RNA from Candoia aspera, 1794 nucleotides. RefSeq names its product transmembrane protein 178B (gene TMEM178B). Gene Ontology annotation, cellular component: membrane. NCBI's taxonomy places the organism in Eukaryota, Metazoa, Chordata, Lepidosauria, Squamata, Candoiidae. The transcript is spliced from 4 exons. Bases 156 to 1040 code for a protein of 294 amino acids. The record is from RefSeq and is a predicted model, not a curated record.